AUGUCUUCCCCUCGCAAAGUAAUUGUUUUCGGCGCAACGGGCGCAAUUGGCUCCGUCACCGCUCUUCAAGCCCAUCAAGAAGGUGCCCAGGUCUCCAUUGCUGUUCGGGAUACCACAAAGCCCAUCCCUAUUCUCGAUGGCCUCCCCAUUGAGAAGGUUCAAGCAGAUCUCACCAAACCUGAAACACUUACAGCUGCUGUCCGUCAAACCGGCACCACGGCUGCUUAUAUUUAUGCCGUCUUCGAUCAACCAGACCGCAUGGUUGGCAGUCUCACCGCACUGAAAGAAGCAGGAAUCACCUUCAUCGUGUUCCUAAGCAGCUACACUGUGCACAAAGACCCAAGGUUGAUUUCCCCGGAUAACUAUGUUUCUUACGUGCACGGUCAAGUGGAAAUCUCGCUUGAAGAAGUUUUCGGGAUCGAGAACUUCGUGACUAUUCGCCCCGCAUUCUUCUCUAGCAAUGUCUUCUGGUUUUACCCCGGUAUCUUGGCCGGAGAAGUCAAGCAUCCCAACCCCGAAUGUGUGUUCGAUUAUAUCUCGACUGAUGACAUUGGGCGUGUGUCUGGUGUCAUCUUGGCGAAUGGAUGUCAAGAACACGCCGUUUACCUUGCUGGUCCGGAGAAAAUUGACUUCACUGAGGCCUUCAAUAUUCUCGGAGAAGUUCUGGAUAAGAAGAUCAAGACAACUCUUACUCCUAUUCCGGAGGUGAAGGCUGAAAUGGUGAAGCUUGGUAUCCCGGAACCAGUAGCCCAGUGGAUUGUCACUGAUGAGACAGAGAAUGCGGGGAGCUUCUACCCUCUCCCUUGGUAUCAACAGUCCAUUGAUAACGUCAAAAAGUACACGAAGAGGGACCCAGUCAGUUUCCGGGAAUGGGCGCAGGAUAACAAGAAUAAGUUUUGA
Molecule: messenger RNA, 900 nt
Organism: Penicillium angulare
Lineage: Eukaryota; Fungi; Ascomycota; Eurotiomycetes; Eurotiales; Aspergillaceae
Exons: 1
Coding region: 1-900 (299 amino acids)
Source: RefSeq, a predicted model, not a curated record